UCUUCUUUGUUCCUCACACAGGUGUUUAAUGAUCCCAUUCAUGGCCACAUCGAGUUGCACCCACUUCUUGUCAAGAUCAUAGACACCCCUCAGUUUCAGAGACUACGAAACAUCAAGCAACUUGGGGGGGUAUAUUUUGUUUAUCCAGGAGCAUCGCACAACCGCUUUGAACACUCUAUUGGGGUGGCAUACUUAGCAGGAGAGCUUGCUAAAGCCCUCAAGGUGAAGCAGCCAGAACUUGACAUCAAUGAACGAGAUGUCCUCUGUGUGCAAAUUGCAGGUCUUUGCCAUGACCUGGGACACGGGCCCUUUUCUCAUUUUUUUGAUGGAAUGUUCAUGCCCGAAGCAGGUGAUAAAAAGUGGAAGCAUGAGGAAGCCUCCAUAAAGAUGUUUGAUUACUUACUGGAGGAAAAUGGCCUGAAGCCAGUGAUGGAGCAGUAUGGGCUGGAAAUAAAAGACAAAAAGGAAAACGACCUGGUGUUCAUUAAAGGAAUGAUUGAUGACACUCAGAAAAAAACAGCUCAGCACAAGUAUCCAGGUCGAGAGAAGGAAAAAUCCUUUCUCUAUGAAAUUGUGUCAAACAAGGAAACCGGCAUUGAUGUUGACAAGUUUGACUACUUUGCCAGGGACUGCCACCACCUGGGCAUCCAGAACAACUUUGACCAUCAGCGCUUCAUCAUGUUUGCCAGGGUGUGUGAUGUGAACGGGAGUAAGCACAUUUGCUCUAGAGACAAGGAAAUAGAAAAUAUGUAUGACAUAUUCCACACAAGGCACUCUAUCCACAGAAGAGCCUGCCAGCACAAGAUAAAAAUGGCUGUAGAAAUUAUGAUCAAAGAUGCCCUCCUACUAGCAGAUAAGGAUCCAUACAUCCAAAUUGAAAUUUCAAAUGGAAAUGGAACUUCAAAGAAGGUUCCUCUCUCCAAAGCCAAAGAUAAAAUGGAGGCAUACAUGAAGCUGACAGAUCAGGUCAUUGAAAGAAUACUCAACUCUUCUUCAGAUUCUCUGAAGGAGGCAAGGGAGAUUCUACACAGGGUCAUGACUCGGGAUCUGUACCGCUGUGUGGGUCAAGCCACGAAAAAAGAGGAACCGAAAAUGUCAGGGGAGAUGAGGGAAAGUUUAAACAAAAUGGUUAAAGGCAUUCUUGAGGGCGGGGAAGGCGAGUUUGAAGUUAUUGUUGUUCCUUUGGACUCUGAGAAGGAAGACAUCAGUAAAGCGUUUUUCUAUCGCAAGGAUAACCCUAACAAAGCAAUCCCAAUCGCCGAACCAGAACUCCAUAAGACAACAUUGGCUGUGUAA
Pundamilia nyererei is the source of this 1296-nucleotide messenger RNA. Its product is annotated as deoxynucleoside triphosphate triphosphohydrolase SAMHD1-like. Gene Ontology annotation, molecular function: dGTPase activity. The annotation marks the transcript as partial. Gene Ontology annotation, biological process: regulation of innate immune response; defense response to virus; dGTP catabolic process. Gene Ontology annotation, cellular component: nucleus. The transcript is spliced from 13 exons. Lineage: Eukaryota; Metazoa; Chordata; Actinopteri; Cichliformes; Cichlidae. The record is from RefSeq and is a predicted model, not a curated record.